Messenger RNA from Cyclocybe aegerita, 1530 nucleotides. The record is from the annotation of a GenBank genome assembly. Lineage: Eukaryota; Fungi; Basidiomycota; Agaricomycetes; Agaricales; Hemipholiotaceae.
AUGAUAACCCCCUCGGUCCCCACCAUGGCGCCCUCCACAGUCGCCUGGCUCGCUUUCGCGGCGCUGCCUCUCUUCAUCGUCGGCAGAGCGGUCUACCGAUUCUACUUCCAUCCUCUGUCAUCAAUACCCGGGCCCAAGAGUGCCGCAGUUUCGUCAUUGUAUCGGGCAUACUACGAUAUCAUCCGCGACGGAGAGUGGGUCUUGCAUCUCGAGUCUCUGCACGCAAAGUAUGGUACCGUGGUGCGCGUAGGUCCCAACGAGCUUCACUUCAGUGAUCCCCGCGCCUAUGGAGACAUCUACGGUUCAGGGUCGACUUUCACCAAGCAUCCCAUGUACAAGUGCUUCGGCUCCGGCCUCUCGGUUUUUGGCCAGACAGACUUUCAUGUCGCUGCGAAGAGACGUCAGGCACUUGGGCCCCUAUUCUCGCGGAGAGCGACGUUAAAGCUCCAGAAAGAGAUCCAGAAACACGUCGACAAACUCAUAGUGCGCCUCGGAUCCUACGAAUCUCUCGCCAAGCCCGCCGACCUGCACCUCGCCUUCCGUUCCGUGGCAUUGGACAUCAUCACCUCCUACUGCUUCUCCAAGUGCUUUAACGCCCUCGACGCCCCUGAUUUUAGCCAUCACGUCGCGAUUACAAUGGACGCCACACUCCAUCUCGCCUGGGUCUUCAAGCACUUCAUGUUCCUGCGCGGCCUCGUCGACCGCACGCCCGAGUGGCUUGGAACGCGUCUCAUGCCCGGCACAAAGGGGUACUUUGACCAGGCGAACCAGCUGGGCGGGCAGAUUGAUGAGAUCCUCGACGACCCGAGCAUCCUCCAGAAGGGCGACCACGAGACGAUGUACCACUACAUGAUCACGAAAUCCAACGUCAAGGCCGGGCUCCCACCCGUGAGCAGAGAAUGGCUGCUCCAUGAGGGCCUCAACCUCCGCUUUGCGGGAAGCGAGACCGCAGGGAACACAUGCACCAUCGCCGCGUUCUACGUCCUGCGCGAUGAGCGCCUCAAGCAAACUCUCAUGAAGGAACUCGACGACGCUUGGCCGGACGCAGACGCACCAAUGGGAUACGAGGACUUCGAACGACUGCCGUAUCUGACGGCCGUAAUCAAAGAAGCGCUAAGGCUCUCGUACGGAACCGUCACACCCAUGCCACGCGUUGUCGGUCCAUCGGGGGGCGUCGUGGCUGGGUUGGCCCUCCCACCUGGGACCGUUGUGGCGAUGGGAAACACCAUCAUGCACACUAACCCGGAAAUAUUUCCGGAUCCAUAUCGUUUUGCUCCAGAGAGAUGGCUGGCGCCCGAUGCGGCUGCGAGGCUCGACAAGUACUUGGUUGCGUUCUCUAAAGGCCCGCGACAGUGUUUGGGCACCAACCUUGCGUGGUGCGAGCUCUACCUCAUCCUGGGAAACCUCUUCCGAAAGCUCGAUCUGACAGAGGACGGUACUUCCUCGAUGGACGACCUCCACUUCAGGGAAUAUUUCAUUCCUCUUUAUCGCGGGCAUCAUCUGCACGCGUACGUCAAGAAGAGGGACUAG